Panicum virgatum (switchgrass) is the source of this 1734-nucleotide messenger RNA. RefSeq names its product glucuronoxylan 4-O-methyltransferase 1-like. NCBI's taxonomy places the organism in Eukaryota, Viridiplantae, Streptophyta, Magnoliopsida, Poales, Poaceae. The coding region runs from base 321 to 1232 and encodes 303 amino acids. The record is from RefSeq and is a predicted model, not a curated record. Gene Ontology annotation, biological process: xylan biosynthetic process. The transcript has a single exon.
AAGCAGAACUGAAAGCAGCCCGGCCCCAGAGCAGAGCAGCAUGUCACCAAACUUAUAGCAGGCCUCAUGCUCAGUGCUCACUCCUACCAAUUCGCCAUCACCCGAUCCUCUGCUCAUCUUUGCUUCGCCCCUCCUUCACUUCACUUGCACCAUCUGUCGCCAUCAUCAUCGUCUCACCCAACGCCAUCGCCAAAACCAAAUCUUGCAGCUACCUGCUUAUAGCCCUAGCAAGGUGCAGGCAGAGGUAGCUGGAGUAUUGGUCUCGGUUGGGAGGAGAGGAGCGAGAGAGGAGGAGCUGAGGAGUGAGGAGGCGUCCGUCCAUGUCGAGCUCGAGCCCCAUGCACGCCCGCAAGGCGAUCCACUUGGCGUCCCUGCGCGCCAGGCUCGCGCAGGGGAAGGGCGGCCUCGCGCUGCGCCUCCUCCUCGCCGCGGCGCUCGCCGGCUUCCUCCUCGUCUUCGCCGCGCGCUCGCUCUCCUCCCCCUCCCCGCCGCCGUCGACGUCCGCGUCCCGGCGGCAGGAGUGCGGCGGCGGCGGCGGCGACAAGGGGCUGCCGCUGGCGGUGGCGGAGGCGCUGGUGCACUACACGACCUCCAACACGACGCCGCAGCAGACCGCCGACGAGAUCGGGGUGUCGCUCCGGGUGCUGCAGCGCCGGGCGCCCUGCAACUUCCUCGUCUUCGGGCUCGGGUUCGACAGCCCCAUGUGGGCGGCGCUCAACCACGGCGGCCGGACGGUGUUCCUGGAGGAGGACGCGUCGUGGAUCGCCAGCGUCCGCUCCAAGCACCCGUCCCUCGAGUCCUACCACGUCACCUACGACACCGUCCUCACCGACGCCGACGCGCUCCUCGAGCUCCGCGACCACCCGGCCUGCGUCGCGCAGCCGGACCUCGCCUCCGCCGCCGAGGCCUCCUGCCGCCUCGCCCUGCGCGGCCUGCCGCUCGUGUUCCACGAGCUGGAGUGGGACCUCAUCAUGGUGGACGCGCCGACGGGGUGGACGCCGCAGUCCCCGGGCCGGAUGGGCGCCAUCUACACCGCCGGCAUGGCGGCGCGCGCGCGGCGGCCCGGCGACGGCCCCACCGACGUGUUCGUGCACGACGUCGACCGCCCCGUCGAGGACGCCUUCUCCAAGGCCUUCCUCUGCGAGGGCUACCUCGCCGAGCAGGUCGGCCGGAUCAGGCACUUCGUCAUCCCGUCUCACCGGGAGAAGGACGGCACGCCAUUCUGCCCUUGAUGAGGCUUGAGCUCUAUCUACCACUACCACGCUUCCAGCAUCUCAUCAAGGCUCUGCUUUUCGGCGUUGCCUUUUGCUUUGAUGCUUAAUCGCUUUGCUUUACAACAUGAAGAGGAUAUCACACAACCACCGUACCCAUCAGAAAUUCCUUCUUCAUUCUUUCUGUACUACUGCUGCUACUAGUUGUACCUAUUACUGCUACAAAAAUGUUUCAUGAUAGUAGAAUUUCGGGGGUCACACACUCGCACCCUUUUGGAACCCGGAGACAACGGCGCGAUUAAUUGCGCGUGCCGUCUGAUCGGGAAUGGACGCGCUGGAUCUUGUGUAUUUUUCCUUAAUUUUGUUGUGGAUGCGGUAUUUCACCCUUUUGUUCUUCCUUUUCUUUUCCCUCUGUUUUGGAUCCCAUUGCGAACGGUGCGGUGCACCUUACAUUACAUUAGUGACACGUACUGUACUAUGCAAGAUGGUGGCGGAUAAGAAGAGCUCAAACUUAUGAGAUGUA